AUGGAAAAAGCGUUAGCCUCGAGGACUCCACGCGUUGUCGUUGUCUCAAGCAGCAUACACCGCGUGGGCCAUAUCCGAUGGUCGGAUUGCAACUUCAAUGAUGGGAAGAGCUACCAGAGGUGGCUGGCGUAUGGUCAUUCCAAGACAGCCAAUGCUCUAAUGGCUCUUUCACUUGCUGAGAAACUCGGUUCCCGUGGCCUUCUCGCCUUCCCGUUGUGUCCUGGAACUUGUUAUACGAAUCUCUCGGCACAUGGGGCUGACAACUAUGUUUCUUUUGCGGCCGGCCUUACGGAGAUGGACAAUAUCUAUGGGAAUAAGUGA
Messenger RNA from Penicillium waksmanii, 321 nucleotides. RefSeq lists its product as uncharacterized. The transcript has a single exon. Lineage: Eukaryota; Fungi; Ascomycota; Eurotiomycetes; Eurotiales; Aspergillaceae. Bases 1 to 321 code for a protein of 106 amino acids. The record is from RefSeq and is a predicted model, not a curated record.